AUGCCACUGAACACAGAGCCUUUCAUUGUUAGUGCUCCAGGAAAGGUCAUAAUAUUUGGUGAACACUCGGCCGUAUACGGAAAGCCGGCAAUUGCAGCUGCAUUGAGUCUAAGAUGCUAUUUACUUGUCGCACCCUCUAAAGAUACAAACACUAUACGAUUACAAUUUCCAGAUAUUGAGCUUGAUCACUCUUGGGAUAAAAGGUCAAUCCCUUGGAGCAAUAUUCGAAAAUCUUUAAAGUAUGACGAAAAUGGGUACCCAAUACCUCCUUCGGAAUUGGUUCCAGAGAUUGUGGAGAAUUUGUCUGGUAUGCUUGGUGGGUUUGAAGAUAAUAACGUUCACCACCUUGCCUGUUUUUGUUUCAUUUACUUGUACGUUUGUCUUUGCAAAGAAAGCUGUUCUGGUAUGACCUUCAUAGUCCGAUCUACCUUACCAAUUGGUGCUGGCUUGGGCUCAUCUGCAUCAACUGCAGUUUGUCUUUCUGCUGCAUUGUCGAGAUUAGGCGGUUGGAUUAAUGACCCGCAUGUACGUGAGAGAGAUGCUACACCGAAACAAGAUAUACCUGAUCUUGAAUUUAUCGAUAGGUGGUCUCUUAUUGGCGAAAAGUGUUUCCACGGAAACCCUUCAGGAAUUGAUAACGCAGUUGCCACGCACGGAGGAGCAGUGAUGUUUCAAAGAUCUUCAGUGCCAGAAAAACCAUCGGUUCGAACAAAUAUAAGAACAUUACCUCCAAUCAAGUUGUUAUUGACCAACACCAAAGUCCCAAAAAGUACUGCUCAAUUAGUUGGUGGUGUUGGAAAGCUAAAUAACAAAUAUCCUUCUAUUUUAACACCAGUUUUAGACUCCAUGGGAAGUUUGGUACAAGAAGCAUAUCGUGUCAUGAUUCAUCCCAAUUUUGGUACCAAAGAAACUGCAAUCUUACGUGAACUAGUUAACAUCAACCAUGGUCUUUUAGUAGCAUUAGGAGUUUCGCACCCUUCAUUGGAGAAAGUGAAAAUGAUUGGUGAGGAGAUGAAAAUUGGUGCAACUAAAUUAACUGGAGCUGGUGGCGGAGGAUGUGCGAUCACAUUGGUUAAUGACGGUGUCGAGGAACCGGUGAUCCACCAAGCAAUGUUGGAGUACGAGCGUCAAGGGUUUGAAAGUUUUGAAACCUCGUUAGGAGGGAAAGGUGUUGGAAUGUUGUUUCAACUGGAUUCUGCGGAUGAUAAAAAGUUCUCACAGGAUCUGUUUUGCAGUUAUGCUAACCGUUUAGAGAUUGAAACUGCGCUUGCUGUGGAGAAUGUGGCUGAGUGGAAAUUUUGGUAA
Lodderomyces orthopsilosis Co 90-125 is the source of this 1305-nucleotide messenger RNA. RefSeq names its product mevalonate kinase (gene ERG12). The coding region runs from base 1 to 1305 and encodes 434 amino acids. Gene Ontology annotation, cellular component: cytoplasm. The transcript has a single exon. NCBI's taxonomy places the organism in Eukaryota, Fungi, Ascomycota, Pichiomycetes, Serinales, Debaryomycetaceae. Gene Ontology annotation, molecular function: ATP binding; mevalonate kinase activity. The record is from RefSeq and is a predicted model, not a curated record. Gene Ontology annotation, biological process: ergosterol biosynthetic process; isoprenoid biosynthetic process.